This is a messenger RNA of Dentiscutata heterogama, 750 nucleotides long. The record is from the annotation of a GenBank genome assembly. NCBI's taxonomy places the organism in Eukaryota, Fungi, Glomeromycota, Glomeromycetes, Diversisporales, Gigasporaceae.
AUGGCAGAUCUAUAUUUUUCACCAAGUUCAUUGUGCAAUACUUUCAUAAUAGCCAAACACGUAUCAAGACCAAUAAAAUCAGCUAAUGUUAAAGGUCCCAUAGGUGUAUUAGUACCAAGUUUCAUGUGUUUAGAAAUCAAUAAAUCGGAAAACAUGACUCGUUUAUUUAAUUCUAUGAUAUCUCAGAUUAGCUAUCAUAUGAAUAAAUGCUAUACCGCAAAUGGUGUUGGUCUCUUUAGGUCAUGCUUUCAUUCUUCUGCUGUUACUCAAGUAAAACAAUUAGGAAUUAUUGGAGCCGGUCAAAUGGGGAUAGGCAUUGCUCUGGUUGGAGCAAAAGUUGCACAAUUACCGGUUAAAAUUUUGGAUACAAACCCUAAACAGAUCGAAAAAGGGUUGAAAUUAGUGGAUGAAUUGAUUAGCAAGGACGUUUCUAAAAAUCGUAUUACGGUUGAAGAAGGAUCUUUUGUAAAAAAGCGGAUCACAACUGUAACAGAUAUUUCCGAAUUGUCAGAUGUUGAUUUUAUUAUCGAAGCAGUUUCUGGGAAUAUUGAUUUAAAAAGAAAAAUAUUUGAAGAUUUGGAUAAUGUUUUAAAUAAGGAAUCAAUUUUAGCUACAAAUACUAGUAGUAUUAGUAUCACAAAGAUUGCUGCUGCUACGAAAAGGCCUGAAAAGUCUCAAGAUGUUCCAGGGUUCAUCGCUAAUAGAUUGUUGAUGCCUUAUAUUAAUGAAGCUAUAAUUGUUCUUGAACAG